Messenger RNA from Micropterus salmoides (largemouth bass), 1149 nucleotides. RefSeq names its product survival of motor neuron 1, telomeric (gene smn1). Gene Ontology annotation, biological process: mRNA processing. The coding region runs from base 107 to 955 and encodes 282 amino acids. Gene Ontology annotation, molecular function: RNA binding. Gene Ontology annotation, cellular component: cytoplasm; nucleus. The record is from RefSeq and is a predicted model, not a curated record. The transcript is spliced from 8 exons. Lineage: Eukaryota; Metazoa; Chordata; Actinopteri; Centrarchiformes; Centrarchidae.
CGCAAUAUAUAUACGUCAACAUCGCUUUAGUAAGUCGCCAUAUCCGACGCACGUUGCUCGUUGUUUAGCAAUUAGCAGUUAGCAGGGGUAAUCUGCACAUCUUCACAUGGCGAAUGGAUGCAAAGACGUGUUGUUUACUCGCGGGGCUGGACAGAGUGAUGAUUCGGAUAUAUGGGAUGACACUGCAUUGAUAAAGGCAUAUGACAAGGCUGUUGCAUCGUUCAAGACUGCCCUUAAGAGUGAAGAUGAGCCACAUGCUUCCAAGAAAAACCAACCAGGAAAAAAACGGAAGAACAACAAAAAGAACCAGAGCAGGAAAAGAAACAAUGCACCACCAGAUAAAGAGUGGCAGGUUGGGGACUCAUGCACUGCAUACUGGUCAGAGGAUGGCCAGCUCUAUGCAGCCACUAUCUCCUCCAUAGACGAGAAGAGGGGCACAUGUAUAGUGGUUUACACCGGAUAUGGCAACGAGGAGAAGCACAAUCUUGAAGACUUGCUUUCCGAAAUUUCUGAGGGCGAUGAGGAAACAAAUACCAAGGUAAAGGAGGCAGAAUCGUCAACAGAGGAGAGUGACCGGUCAACCACACCAAACCAACACAAACAGCCACACUGUAAACUCCAAAAGUCCAAGACCCACAAAGAACCUCCCCCUAUGCGUGGUCCUGGCUUCCCUGGGUUUCCUCCAGGCCCACCUCCCAUGCAUGCUUUCAGACAGGGGGGAAACAGACGACCUGGUGGCCACGGUCCUGUACCUCCUUCCUGGCCUCCCAUGAUGCCUUUUGGUCCACCAAUGAUCCCUCCACCUCCACCGAUGAGCCCCGACAUGGUGGAUGAUGAGGCCUUGGGCAGCGUGCUCAUCUCCUGGUACAUGAGUGGAUAUCACACAGGAUACUACUUGGGGUUGAAACAAGGACGCAAAGAAGCUGCCAACUGGACAAACCUGCACCACAAAUGAAAUGGUCAACUCAAGAUUUCAGUUACUCAGGGCAGCAGGCACCCUCCCUGUGCCUGAUGUGUGUCUUCUUCAAUUCAGAAGGAAGUGUUAUUAAUGAAAUGUACAUGGUGAGAACAGUGAAAACAUUCAUCCGAGUUCAAGGAGUUUUGUAUUCUUUGUAAAUAGAUUAAAAUAAAGGCUAUCAGCACACUGAA